Messenger RNA from Durio zibethinus, 1114 nucleotides. The record is from RefSeq and is a predicted model, not a curated record. NCBI's taxonomy places the organism in Eukaryota, Viridiplantae, Streptophyta, Magnoliopsida, Malvales, Malvaceae.
UAAUAGCAGAAGUAUAAAUUUGGCUCUGGAUUCGAUCUACCAUUUUAUCUAUUUCGAUUUUUGACAACUUAUCACAGAGAUUUUCGGAAAAGAAUUAUUAAAAAAAAAAAAAAGAAACGUAAAGAGAAGGAGAGAAAAAAGAAAAUUGUUUUUAAUGUAAAAAAAAAAAAAGCAAAAUUGUUUUUAAGUUUUAACUUCCAAACAAGGAACGAAAACUUCUCUCUCCCUUUGUUUUUUUUGGGAUCAACACCGACACAGUGGCCAGAAAAAAAAGGCUUUUGGUUAAUUCGAUUCUCUGUCACUGAUCUUCCAUCAAUGGCUUCUUGAGUAGGAACAUUGGCCGAGAGCUAUUGACCGGGAACCUUAUUAGUUAUCAGAUCAUAUGAAGUGUUCACUCUGUUGGCGAGGUUCUCUGGCAGUUGAUUUGCAUUCACUCUUACCAAACAAAUUUCCCAGAGGAUUAAUUGAGGUUAGCUUAAUAUAAUGCAAUUUGAAAUAAGGUGAGUCUGGGGAGACUGAAUUUUGGGACUAAAACUGUUCAUUUGUUAUCACAUUUGACCUGCAAGCUGGGAAACAGAGAGCAAAGACUAUUAUGGCUGAGGGCAAGGAGCUUAUUGAGCUUAAAUUCCGUAUUAAUGAUGGGACAGAUAUAGCGCACAGUACUUACGCAUCAUCGAUGACUGUUGCAACUCUUAAGCAAAAGAUCGUUGCUGAGUGGCCCCAAGACAAAACAGUCACACCAAAGUCAAUAAAUGAUUUGAAACUUAUACAUGCUGGUAAAGUUCUGGAAAACAACAAAACGCUUGCUGAUUCCAUGAUAACAUUUGGUGACCUUCCUGUUGGUGUUAUUACAAUGCACGUGGUAGUGCAGCCUGCUUUAGCAAAAAAGAAGACAGAAAAGAGCAAGGAGGAUAUGCAGAAGCUGAAUUCAUGCGGGUGUGUUAUUCUUUAAUCCAUAAACAUGCUCUGUAGUCGUCAACUUGACACAAGAAAAAUAUCUACUUCUUUACAUAUAUAAUUUUGUUUGUGUUAGUCUGAUUUUGCUUUUGAAAUGGUGUUCAUCUGUAUACUGGCUGCCUCGUUAUUAUGAUUAUUCAGGUUACAUUGUUCCUUC